Phlebotomus argentipes is the source of this 2924-nucleotide messenger RNA. RefSeq names its product developmental protein eyes absent (gene eya). Gene Ontology annotation, cellular component: nucleus. Bases 613 to 2607 code for a protein of 664 amino acids. NCBI's taxonomy places the organism in Eukaryota, Metazoa, Arthropoda, Insecta, Diptera, Psychodidae. The record is from RefSeq and is a predicted model, not a curated record. Gene Ontology annotation, molecular function: protein tyrosine phosphatase activity. The transcript is spliced from 7 exons. Gene Ontology annotation, biological process: multicellular organism development; negative regulation of extrinsic apoptotic signaling pathway in absence of ligand; cell differentiation.
UCAGUUUCUUGGAGGCGCUUCGCGAAAGAGGAAGUGAGUUUGAAAUUUCACGCGCGGACAAGGUGCACAAUUUUGCAGAAGUUGAGAGUCACAACUUGGAGUGAAAGGAGGAAGAGUGGACUUGAGAUUGUGGUGUUUGUGAAGCGCAGGACAUUAAGGGCGGUUUUUCCCUCGCAGUGCUGCUGUCGGAAAAUUCACAAGAACAAUAAAAGAAAAAGAAAACAGUAUUUUCGCGAGAGACUCGUAAAGUAGUAAAAUGUAGAAGAGAGUAUUGAGUGUAAGUGGAUAGGAAAUGAAUUUGUGUGAUUUUCCAUUAUCACAAGAAUAGCUAUAAAAAUCAUUCUUAGAUGGUCUUUUUUCUGUGUGUUUGUGUGUUAUUUUUUUUGACCACCUAGUUUGCAUUUGAUGAGAUACAAUCCGAAGAUACACUUCCCGAGAGUUGUAUAGUAGAAUUGCUAAAGCGCUGCUGUGAAGAAGUUGUCGGUCAAUUGCUGACAAAUUGCCCGAAGAGGAGAGUUGCAAUAAAUUGUGAUCUCUGGAUGAGGGCAGAGCUCACAAUCCAAAUGGGACAGUAACGAAAUAUUCUCCAUUCAACCUCCCAAUACACAUGAAAUGGUGACAUUAAUGCCAUGUAGUUAUAUAUCAGCCUCCCGCUGUGGACUGAUUGAUAAAAUGAUAGAGCCAAAGGUUAAGAGAUCAAGAGUCGAUGAUAGUGACCCUAAUGAUCGGAAUAGAAUCUACACGCCCAAUAGUCAGUUGUGCAAUUCAGGCUCGCUGGCCGCGACCACGACGCCGGCCGGCGGCAAUCUGGUGAGCCACCCCUUCAGCCAGGCGCCGCUGCUUCCGCUGGCGGGCUCGAGUCGAUGCAGCGCCCCAUCAGGCGGGCCCAUCCUGCGCCAGACCACGAACGCCACCAGCUCAGGACUCCUGCAGGCGUCGCCCGGCUGCGAUGGAGGCGCCGGCGUGAAUCUCUCACCCGCACUGCUCGGCAUCGGCUCCUCAGUGACCGCCGGAGGCUCCAUUCAGGAGAGCUCCUCCAUUGGGAUGUCGCACUGGCUGUCGGAAGGAGCAGUGAAGUCUGAAGCUCGCAGUCCGGGCAUCGAUUCUGCACCGACAGCCACUCUGGCCAGCGGCUCGAGCCACCUGGACGCGUCGCUCUUCUGUCCCGCCGGCUCCGCGUCCACUCUGGACGCCCUGCAGAACAGCACCAACUCGUACGAGCACAAGCAGGACAGCUACUACAAUUACUACAACAGCAUGCCGCAGUACGCGUCGUCCUUCUACUCCUACGGCACGCCCUACGCCGCCAGGACACCCACGAAGAUACCCUCGCCCAACGCCUACCUCACCUCCAGCUACGCCUCGGCCACGUCCAACAACAACUCCUCGCAGAUCUACGGGUCCUACGGCUACAACAACUUCUCGCAGUUCCCCACCGCGCAGCAGGACUACAGCAGUUGCUACUACAACGAGCAGUACGGCGGCUACUACAACGCCGCCGCCGCGGCGAGCUACUCGCCCUACGUCAGCUCUCCCGGCUCCAGCGGCAGCCAGGGAUUCCACACCGCGGUCGGGCUCUCUGAGAGUCCCUCCGACGAGACUCCCGGCACCCCGACCCUCAUGACGGCCCACUCCCCGACCUCGCCCCUGUCCGUGUCGCCCAGCAUCGGCGCUAAGGCGGCAGGGGCGAAGGUGGGCAGAGCCCGAGGCCGCCGGCACGCUCAUCCCAGUCCCACCAGAAGUUCUGUGUCCGAGAGCGGCGGCCAGGAAAACGCGAAGACGCCCGAGCGGGUGUUUGUGUGGGAUCUGGACGAGACCAUCAUCAUCUUCCAUUCCCUGCUCACCGGCACGUACGCGAAUCGCUACAGCAAGGAGCCCAAUCACAUUGUGCAGCUGGGCUUCCGCAUGGAGGAGAUGAUCUUCAACAUGGCGGACACGCACUUCUUCUUCAACGACAUCGAGGAGUGCGAUCAGGUGCACAUUGACGAUGUGUCGGCGGACGACAAUGGCCAGGAUCUGUCCACGUACAAUUUCUCAACGGAUGGCUUCCAUCCGGCAACGCAACCGGGAGCUCCGAGCAUUUGUCUGCCAACUGGAGUCCGUGGCGGCGUGGAGUGGAUGCGGAAGCUCGCCUUCCGGUACCGGAAAAUCAAGGAGAUCUACAAUUCGUACAAGAACAAUGUGGGAGGAUUGCUAGGACCUCAGAAGAGGGAGCAGUGGCUGGAGAUCCGGAAGGAUAUCGAAAUAGCUACGGAUAACUGGCCAACGCUGGCCUUCAAGUGUCUCAAUAUGAUCGCACAACGAGAGAAUUGCGUGAAUGUCCUCGUGACAACGACUCAACUGGUUCCAGCUCUGGCCAAGGUUCUGCUCUUCGGCCUAGGACAGAUUUUCCCAAUUGAGAACAUCUACAGUGCCACGAAAAUUGGCAAGGAGUCUUGCUUCGAGCGCAUUGUGACCAGGUUCGGACGCAAGAGCACUUACGUGGUUGUGGGCGAUGGUCAGGAUGAGGAAGUGGCGGCCAAGAAUCUCAACUUCCCCUUCUGGAGAAUUUCAUCUCACAGUGAUAUCAAGAAUCUGCACUCUGCCCUCGACAUGGGCUACUUAUGAAAGUUUUCCCGGCGCCACUUCUGGAUCCUGUAGAGAGGCUCCCACAGCUUCCAUUCUCUGCGUUUGCUGCACACACCAGUGAUUUUCUCCCCUGGAGCACCGUUUCCACACUUGGAUUGCUUUGAGAGUGAAAAGGGGGCGCUUCUGGAUGGCAGAGGGCCCCAAAAUGCAACAAUUUAACUGUAUUAUUUGAAAUUCCCUGAACUUUUCUUAGUCAAUUUAGCGUGAGUUUUAUUUAGGUAUUCUUGUGUUCAUAAGAAUGGAUUACUGUAGGAAGAAAAGGAUCAAAAUACUGUAAAUAAAGUAAUGGAACAAUU